UUUGUGAGAAGAAACCGGUUGAUGUGGUUUUCGCCCUGGAUUCGUCUGAUGUUGUUGGUCCAAAAGAUUUCUGGUAUCAGGUUAAAUUUGUGAGAGACUUCACUCUGGGUUUGGAUGUUGGCUUCAACAAAACCAGGAUUGGAGUGGUUCUCUACAGCGAUCUGGUAGUUCACGGGUUUGACGUCAACGACCACACGAGCCUCUCUUCUGCCAUUGGAGAUCUUUACCGUAUCACGAGGACUUACGGCGGUACGCGGAUCGACGAAGUCAUCCAUUAC
This is a messenger RNA of Candidula unifasciata, 278 nucleotides long. Lineage: Eukaryota; Metazoa; Mollusca; Gastropoda; Stylommatophora; Geomitridae. The record is from the annotation of a GenBank genome assembly.